Macrosteles quadrilineatus (aster leafhopper) is the source of this 1860-nucleotide messenger RNA. Its product is annotated as angiotensin-converting enzyme-like. The coding region runs from base 1 to 1860 and encodes 619 amino acids. NCBI's taxonomy places the organism in Eukaryota, Metazoa, Arthropoda, Insecta, Hemiptera, Cicadellidae. The record is from RefSeq and is a predicted model, not a curated record. Gene Ontology annotation, biological process: proteolysis. Gene Ontology annotation, cellular component: plasma membrane. The transcript has 15 exons. Gene Ontology annotation, molecular function: metallopeptidase activity; peptidyl-dipeptidase activity.
AUGGACAUGUUGGCUAUCUCUGUCUUCUGCGUGAUCCUGCCGCUGGUUCGAUCCCAGAAGCUAAAUGAAAACGUCGGAGAAGCUAUGCAGUUCUUGAGGGAAUACGAAGACCAAGCUGCAGACAUGUGCUUCAGGGUGAAAACUGCCCAGUGGACCUACUCUACCAACAUUACUGACUUCAACAAAAUGAGAAUGAAAGAAGAGCAAGAAAGGCAGUCGCGUUUCGAAAAGGCUUCAUGGAAGAAGUUGUCCACUUUUGCUUGGGCACGAUUCUCAGACCCUCAAAUCAACCGUCAGCUAAAAAUCCUACUGUCCAAGGGACGGUCAGCGCUUUCCGAUCCAGAUUUGACCAGGCUUCAGCGGUUGAUUCAGGAAAUGAAGGAUGUAUACAGUUCCAUUCGAGUGUGUCCUUAUAGCGGACAGACUUCUCCGUAUUGCGACCUUGCGCUUGUCCCUGAUCUGACUCGUACCCUGGCCCAUUCCCGUAACUACGAGGAGCAGCUACAUGUAUGGCGCUCUUGGCAUGACUCCGUAGCUCAGCUGAGGCCCAAGUACGUAGCCUACCUCGACCUCAUCAAUAAGGCAGCUCAGCAGCAGGGUUUCCGAGAUGCCUCCCAGCACGAAAGAUCAGUCUACGAGGACCCCGAAUGGGCUCGUCACAUGGCCGAGGUAUGGGCCCACCUGAGUCCCCUGUACCAGCAACUACACACUUACGUUCGUAGGAAACUGCACGAGUACUACGGUCCUCGCAGGAUCAGACUUGACGGGCCUCUACCAGCUCAUGUCCUUGGAAAUAUGUGGGGCCAAAGCUGGAAGAAUAUUUUUGAUAUUGUCAUCCCCUACCCGAACAAGAGAAGGGUGGAUGUGACUUCGGAAAUGGUGCGACAGGGAUACACCCCUAUCAGAAUGUUUCAAAUCGCUGAACAGUUUUUUACAUCAAUGGGGAUGAAACCAAUGCCAGUGGAGUUUUGGCAGAAAUCUAUGUUUGAGAGACCUCCAAACAGGCCAGUGGCGUGCAAGGCGUCCGCUUGGGAUUUCUGCAACCAGAAAGACUACAGGAUGAAGCAGUGUACAGAAGUUACUAUGGAGGGUCUACUGACAACUCAUCAUGAAAUGACGCAUAUUCAGUACUACCUUCAGUACGCCCGCCUGCCCUAUGUCUUUCGGGAUGGUGCUAAUCCAGGAUUCCAUGAAGCGAUGAGUGAAGCCAUUGGCCUUUCUGUAAUGACUCCUCGUCAUAUGCAUCGCAUUGGGCUGCUAGGAAACAUCACGGAUGACUACGAGACAAAAAUCAACUUUUUACUGGAGAUGGCUCUAGAAAAAGUUGCGUAUCUUCCUUUUGCCUACUUAGUUGACCAGUGGCGAUGGGGUGUGGAGUCGGAAGGCACCCGCAACAUGAACGCUCGAUGGUGGGCGUUGAGACUUCAUCACCAAGGGGUUGUGCCUCCAGUGCCCCGAAACGAGUCACACUUUGACCCCGGAGCCAAGUAUCACGUUAUUGCUGACCAGCCGUACAUCAGGUACUUCGUAUCACUAGUGUUCCAGUUCCAACUCCACGCCUCUCUAUGUGAGGCGGCUCGGCAUUCCGGACCUCUGGACACUUGUGACAUAUUCCGAUCUAGAGAGGCUGGUCGUCUGCUAAGCUCGGUGAUGGGCGUAGGGGCUUCCCUACCCUGGCCAGAGGUCGUCAGGAUAGCCACCCAAGGUCAAACCUCCAAUAUAGACCCUCAGCCCAUGCUCACCUACUUCGCCCCUCUGAUGUCCUGGUUGCAAAUGCAGAACAGGGACGACUACCCUGUGGGAUGGUUCACCUCUCCGUCAGACACAGUGGAUCUUGAAGCCACUCCUUCCAAACUGUAG